This is a messenger RNA of Closterium sp. Naga37s-1, 1875 nucleotides long. The record is from the annotation of a GenBank genome assembly. NCBI's taxonomy places the organism in Eukaryota, Viridiplantae, Streptophyta, Zygnematophyceae, Desmidiales, Closteriaceae.
AUGGGCAAAGCGUGUGCGCUAGGCGGAGUCAUCAAGGUCCCUACGCGCGGCCCGUGCUCCGCGACGCCCGUGCCGCUGACCGUCUCGACCGCCGCGGAUUUCGCGCAGCGGCUGCAGUACACGCCGAACACGACGGUCGUCCUGUACCUAACGGGCAACAUCACCAUCUCAACCUUGAUCAACUUCAACGCGUCGUAUUCCUGCACCAUCAUCCGCCCGCAACCGGGGCUCACGUCCAUGCCGUGGAUCUGGCUCGAUAACAUCAACUCGCCCGCGGUGCGGGUCGAGAGCGCGACGAACAUGCAGUUUGUCGGGAUCGGGAUUGGUUUCCCGUGGACGAACACCGGCAUGGUGGCGUGCGGCGGCUUGCCCGAGUUCCCCUCGCGCUGGACGUGCCCCGUGCUGCACAUCUACCGCGGAUGGGCCGUGACUUUCUCUAAUGGACAAGUGCAGGGGCGCACGGACGUGUACCGGUCGGGCGCGGUGGAGUUCUCCUAUCAGAAGCACGUGGUGGACUAUCUGGACGGCACGCUCUUCAGCUACUCGUGCAUCCGCUUCGCCGUCAACGGCGACCCCGUUAAUCUCAUCCGCUCGCUCAACAAAGUCGUCAACAGCGAGAUCCGCGGCGCGUGGACGUCGAUCAUGAUGUACGCGGGCACCGUGGGCACGAUCGUGGCGAACAACUACAUCACGGACUUUCAGUUCUGCGGCGUGCAGUGCGGUAUGGGCGACAGCAACGUCGCGGAUUGCAUGCUCAACACCAUCCAGGACAACUACAUCACCCCCGGCCCGGCUUACCCCACCAACAACGGCGACGGCGCCGGGAUUUACUACGAUCUGCAUUGGUACAACCCCGGCAAUCUGGACACGUGCAAUUACAUUGUGGGCACGACGCACUGCCACUACCUGGACUUCACGACCUCGGGGCUCACCAUUGAUGGCGCCGUGUGCAUCCGCAACCACGACGGCAUCAAGAUCAACACCGGCCACGCCAACAAGGUGCAGAGCUACCUGGUGGUGAACCCGCAGUGGCAGUCAGGCAUCAUGAGCUUUUUUUUUUGCGACUCACUCUUCUCCCCGUUUUAUUUCCAUUGCCCCCUCCGUUCCCCGGUCCUCUGCCCCCCUCUCCGCCCUCUUCCCCCUCUCCUCCCCUCCCCUCGUCAGAACUGGCCCUACCUUUCGGGCCUGUGCAACCGCACUGAAUGGAUGGGACAGCCGUGCAACCCCGACCCUCCGAUCGAGCUUCCCAAGAACUGGACGGGCUACUGCUCGCAAUUCCUCUCCUACUCCACCGUGGGCAAGCAGCGCUCCGCGGAUUACAAUUACACUGGCAAGUGCAGCGGCGUGCCUGGGCUGAACCACGUCGAGCUGACCAUUAUCAAUGGCACCAACGGCCGCUGGAAUCCGUAUUAUAUCAACUGCGAUGCGCUCCCGUCUGUGGUGCCCACCAACAACAUCACCUCGGUGUCGUUUAACUACCCGCCGACCUACUUCAAGUUUGAUAAUUUCACCGGGGAUGAUUUCGGCGUGUCAGAUCUCUCGGAUUUGAUGUAUCAGAAGUAUCCGAAUUUCAUGUCGUGUAGCCGUCGCAGGGUGGGGCCUCAGAAACAGGUGCGCGCUAUGGCUGCUGCUCUCUCCACGGCAGAGUCUAACUUCGGCAAGGAUGUCGGCGAUUGGUGGAAGAACACCUUUGAUAUUAUCCCGGAAGAUUCGGAGCUGUCUCAGAUUCUCUACCACAAGAAGUUCAACGGGAAGAUUCGAGACCUCAACGCGCCGGUCCCCGUCGCUACUCCCACCGGGUCUCCCAAGAAGAAGCCCGGGAAGAAGCCAGGCUGGAAGGGACCGAGGGUGUCUAACUGGUGGAGCGGAAACUAG